Molecule: messenger RNA, 654 nt
Organism: Lichtheimia ornata
Lineage: Eukaryota; Fungi; Mucoromycota; Mucoromycetes; Mucorales; Lichtheimiaceae
Exons: 10
Coding region: 1-654 (217 amino acids)
Cellular component (GO): Golgi apparatus
Molecular function (GO): GTPase activity; GTP binding
Source: RefSeq, a predicted model, not a curated record
AUGUCCAACUACAACUACAGCUACGUUAUCAAGUAUAUUAUCAUCGGCGACACAGGCGUUGGCAAGUCAUGCCUUCUUUUGCAAUUCACGGACAAACGAUUUAUGCCAGCCCAUGAUUUGACCAUCGGUGUUGGAUUUGGAACGCGUUUCAUUACAGUGGUGGGCGACCAGGGUGCCAAGCAACAAAUCAAAUUGCAGAUUUGGGAUACGGCUGGCCAGGAGUCUUUCAGAUCAAUUACUCGAAGCUACUAUCGUGGCGCUGCUGGUGCUUUGCUGGUCUAUGAUAUCACAAGACGAGACACGUUUGAGAACCUAAAAACCUGGUUGCAAGAUGUCCGUGAACACGCCAAUCCCAAUACAGUGGUGACAGUCGUAGGCAACAAGAGUGAUCUCGAGAGCAAACGCCAAGUGUCACGAGAGGAAGGUGAACAAUUUGCAAGGGAACAUGAUUUAUUCUUCAUGGAAGCAUCAGCCAAAUCUGCCGAAAACGUUGAAGAUGCCUUUGUCAAGACGGCCCAAAACAUUUAUAAAAAGAUUCAAAGCGGUGUGAUUGAUUUGUCAAGCGAGUCGAAUGGUAUCAAGGUUGCACCUCCACAAGGUGGAUCUUCGUUGCCAUCUGCGAAUGCGUCCUCGGGUGGCGGUGGAUGUUGCUAG